Molecule: messenger RNA, 534 nt
Organism: Talaromyces rugulosus
Lineage: Eukaryota; Fungi; Ascomycota; Eurotiomycetes; Eurotiales; Trichocomaceae
Exons: 1
Coding region: 1-534 (177 amino acids)
Source: RefSeq, a predicted model, not a curated record
AUGGCCGCUAUCAGAGUCCUCGCUGCUCGCGACGACCAGAACAAUGGCUCCAUGAACCCCACCACUAUCAACUUAUUGAUCUCUUUGCUCGUUUUGAUCUUGCUCGGAAUCGUGCUUGCCGGCAGCUUGCUUUUGCUCCGUCAGCGCCGUCGCAAAAUGCAGUCCGAACUGCCGCUGUACAACAACCAGAAACAGGGCCACCAAAGACGCCUCACAAUCACACAGAACAGCAGGACUGGCUCGAUACACGUCUACAACGAAAAGAAAGAUUUGAUUCAGAAUUCGUCAAGCCCUCCGCAAAGCCCCGUGCCUGAGAUUCACAUCACCUUCCCUGAAGAGGAGGACGGUUCCGGCAAGCGCCACUCUGGCCGUGUCGUUGUCGUCCACAUCAGCGAAAAGGGCGGCGUUGGGCUUGAACCAUACAAGGAGGACCUUCCGCCCUACCAAUCCAACGAAUCCGGUCGUUUUCAAUCCCUCGACCUGGAGCGUAUGGGUGGAUUGAGGGAGAAAGAAGAGGGUAGCAGAUGGUCUUAG